AUGUCCACUGGAAACCUUCGCUUCAACGCAGCGGCAGCCGGGUGGGACUCCAACCCAAAUGUCCAAAAAGCCAGCUCCUUGGCAUACGAUGCCAUUCUGAGAUAUUUCCCCAACGCUCAUAAUUUCGACGUCCUAGAAAUUGGCUGUGGAACAGGGGUACUCUCCUUAAAAAUUGCAGCACACGUGCAUUCCCUGACAGCAGUCGAUUCCGCCGAAGGGAUGAUUGAAGUGCUCAAAGAUAAACUCUUCCAAACGCCAGAGGUGAAAAACAUCUUACCAGUCCAUGCUCUUCUUGAGGAUCCGGAUGAUCCACGGAUACGGCCUGAUCCCACCCGUGCUGGCAUUGAGGAAGUUGAAAAGUUGGCUCCGCGGCGAUUCGAUCUCAUCCUCUCGCAUCUCGUUCUUCACCAUAUCUCAGACCUCCCAGCUGUUUUCAGGACAAUGUUUGGCUGCCUGAAAGCUGGCAGUAGCAUUGCACUCACAGACUUCGAAGACUUUGGACCAGAGGCAAGGAGAUUCCAUCCCGAGGCAAAAAUGGAUGGCGUGGAGAGACAUGGGAUUCCGAGGAAAGAAGUGGAGAUGAUGCUAAAGGAUGCAGGAUUUGUAGAUGUUAAGGUUGAGACGGCAUUUAGGAUGGAGAAGGGUAUUGAGACCGUACCUGGAGAGGGUGUAAAGGGCGAGACGAUGGAGUUUCCGUUUCUGAUAUGUAUGGGCAGGAAACUAUAA
Molecule: messenger RNA, 726 nt
Organism: Venustampulla echinocandica
Lineage: Eukaryota; Fungi; Ascomycota; Leotiomycetes; Helotiales; Pleuroascaceae
Product: S-adenosyl-L-methionine-dependent methyltransferase
Exons: 1
Coding region: 1-726 (241 amino acids)
Source: RefSeq, a predicted model, not a curated record